UUCUCUCACACGUGUUUCCCGUGGAGCAGACGGACGCACGCGGAAUGGUAAGAUGGCGGCGGACGGAGGCCGAGCUGCGCUGCCCUGCGCAUUCAGCCCUAAAUCACAGCAGUUUCUGGCACUCUGCGCACAGGACGGGAGACUGCGGAUCUGGAAUACUGACAGCAAAACUUUACAACAGGAAUAUGUGCCUUCCGCGCACCUAAGCGCAGCCUGUACCUGUGUGACAUGGGGACCGUGCCGAGCAGUUCAGGAUGUUCCACAGAGGAAGAAGAGGAAAUGUGAGGCCGGGACGGCAGUUGAGCAGUCAGAUCUGUUGGCGCUGGGUACUGCAGCUGGGUCGGUCCUCAUCUACAGCACAGUGAAGGGAGACCUGCAUUGCACUCUGGAUGGAGGACACAGUGGUCCGGUGAACAGCAUCCAGUGGCAUCCAGACGACUCUGUGUUAUACAGCGGCUCAGAUGACACACACAUAGCUGAAUGGGACCUGCAGAAAGGAAAAGUUAGUUGCAAAUGGAAGGCAGACAGAUCAGCUGUCAGCAGCCUGUGUAUAAGUCCAGAUGGAAAGCUACUGCUUUCGGCAGGAAUGACCAUCAAGAUGUGGAACCUGGAGACCAAGGAAAUGUACAGGAAAUUCACAGGUCACUCUACCAUGGUAACGACUCUCUGCUUCGCCACAACACGACCCCCAGACAGUAAUGGGAUGUACUUUCUGUCAGGAGCUGCUCACGACAGGCUCCUGAGUGUCUGGCAGGUGAGGUCCGAUGGCAAAGACAAGAACUCUGUGGUGUCAUUUACUCUGACAGAUGAACCCCAACACAUAGACCUUCAGACGUCCAACCGCAAAGAUGAGGCUAUGAGGUUAGCAGUGGUGUGUAAAGAUGGUCAGCUUCAUCUUUUUGAGCACUUCCUGAAUGGGGUAUGCAAGAAGCCGCUGUCGCCAGUGUGUUCCCUGCAGGUGUCCACUAUGAAGGGAGACUCGCCUGUGCCUGUGCCUCUUCUCGCUGCAGCUCUGUGUGCGGACAGGCAGAACCUGGUGCUGGUGUACGGAAAUCACCUGCAGCCUGUCAUUGAGACAACUCCAUUUAACACAUCAGAGAGACAUGCGUGCUUAGUCCGAGAUUUACAUGCCACACUUUCUCUCUCUGUAGAGACAGCUGUCUCCAAGGUGAAGACGCCAAUUGUUAAUCAAAAGAGCAAAGUUUUAAUACCAGGACUUCCAGGACACAAGGCACCAAUCAAAUUACCUCCCAAUGAAGCAGAGAAAAGGAAAAAAGGGGCCUCUACCACAGAGAUGUCUAUCGAGGAGCGGUUGGAACAGAUUGAGUUGAGUGCCAGUGGGAAGGGUGCUGCUAAAGGCUCAUCUUCCCUGCAGACGGACAGUUUUGCUGUUCUGCUUGUUCAAGGCCUAGAGAGCAAAGACGAGAGGAUCCUUAAUAAAAUAUUUCAAACCAAAAAAGAUGCAUUGAUAAAGAACACUGUUUCCCGGUUACCACCUCCAGCUAUCCUGCCUUUGCUGGAAGAGCUGUCCAGAAGACUGCAGGGGCAUCCGUACGCGGCUCUGCUUAUAGUUCAGUGGUUUAAGGCUGUACUUACACAACACGCAUCAUACUUGUCUUCGGUGCCGGAUCUAGUGUCACAGUUGGGCUCGAUCUACCAUAUGAUUGAGAGCAGGGUGAAAUUAUACCAGCAGUUCAACAGGCUUCAUGGCAAAUUGUACCUGCUUAUAACACAGGUGGCGACAAGAAACAGCACUCAGCGUGUUGAUGACGUUGAUCGCACAGCAAAGCUGGUUUAUGAAGAAGAGUCUUCAGAUGAGGAUGAAGGUUCAGGAGAUGAAGGGCGUCCUGAGGAUGACUCUGACAACUGGGAGGAGGAUGAGGCAUCAAUGGAAGUGACAGAAGAAAAAGAGAACCACAAAGAGGAGGAAGAUGAUGAAGAGGAAGAUAUGAACGAUGAAUCAAAAGCAAAUGGUGACCCUGAAAAUGAAAGCGAGGAGGAAUAGUACCCAAUCAGGCCGCUGGAUUUAAAAAAAGGACCCUUACAUUUAUAUAUGAUUUCAUUUUAUUUUUCAUUUUGUUGAAUUUUAUUGUAACAAAACAAAAGCUUAUGUUUUAUAGAAUUUCAAUAGCCAAUGCAGCCUGGACUUGUGGUUGUCUUUCUCAGAACGAUCUGAGUGACCGACAGCACCUCGUGCGGAGAGCGCACAUGCGUUUGAGGUCCAUUCGGGUCACUUUUCCUUUGACCUGUAACUGCCUCUGUUUUGUAAAAAAGCUAUUAUGGGAUUCUGUGCGUUUCACAAAUCAAAUCCCCCUCCAUCCCCCUGCUCGAUUACAUCCUUAAUCGGGCGUCCGAUGUCCCUGUGGUCCGAGUGUAUGAGCUUAUCAUGAUUAUGCCCAUCAACACUGUCCUCUGCUGACAUCAUUAAUUUAUCUGUUGUCAUUACUCUCUCACAGUCAUUUCUCAUGUUUGAUUUCUGUGUCCUGUGUGUGAUUUCAGAUGAGGGGUUUUUUUUUUACGCCCUCUGCAGUCAUGACCGCGUUCUCGGUUCUUGAGAACAAAAAAUGUGAACCUCUCCCAGUACAACAUAAAUAUUAAAAACACAAUUCCCAGAGACGUGUAUGUUAAUUAUACAGUGGUUGCGAUGCGCGUCAACCAAAACCUUUCAUGCAGACAAUAUAUCGGCGACUGUUGUACAGUUUAAAUGAAAUAAAUACUGUUUUGUUCUCAUCUCUUA
Messenger RNA from Ctenopharyngodon idella (grass carp), 2737 nucleotides. It is a transcript of the gene wdr43, whose product is annotated as WD repeat domain 43. The transcript is spliced from 18 exons. Gene Ontology annotation, molecular function: protein binding. The record is from RefSeq and is a predicted model, not a curated record. Gene Ontology annotation, biological process: maturation of SSU-rRNA from tricistronic rRNA transcript (SSU-rRNA, 5.8S rRNA, LSU-rRNA). NCBI's taxonomy places the organism in Eukaryota, Metazoa, Chordata, Actinopteri, Cypriniformes, Xenocyprididae. Bases 53 to 2005 code for a protein of 650 amino acids. Gene Ontology annotation, cellular component: nucleolus.